Messenger RNA from Astyanax mexicanus (Mexican tetra), 1101 nucleotides. Its product is annotated as apolipoprotein A-I. Bases 54 to 926 code for a protein of 290 amino acids. Gene Ontology annotation, biological process: high-density lipoprotein particle assembly; phospholipid efflux; cholesterol biosynthetic process. Gene Ontology annotation, molecular function: cholesterol binding; phospholipid binding; phosphatidylcholine-sterol O-acyltransferase activator activity. Gene Ontology annotation, cellular component: high-density lipoprotein particle; chylomicron; blood microparticle. The transcript is spliced from 4 exons. NCBI's taxonomy places the organism in Eukaryota, Metazoa, Chordata, Actinopteri, Characiformes, Acestrorhamphidae. The record is from RefSeq and is a predicted model, not a curated record.
GGGUUGGAGCGUGUGAUGUGGCAUGAGUAACAGCACAAUAGUGACAGCAGGGCAUGGAGUUUUGGACUUUGUCUGCUUCAUCAGAGCUCUGUAGUCUGUAUAUAUAUAGAAACCUGAUUACCUGCUUAACAUACACUCACACUCCGGGAGAAGGAAACAAGAGACAUCUUGGGUCUGUUAGACAUCUAGCCAUGAAGGUCCUUGUGGUUCUCACUCUUGCUGUUUUUGCUGGCUGCCAAGCCAACCUGCUGUGGCAGGACCAGCCCAAGCCCAGUAUGGAGAUCGUGAAAGAUGCCUUCUGGGAUUACGUCGCCAAGGCAACUCUGACAACUGAAGACAUUCUGAAGAAGAUCAGAGAGUCUGAAAUGGGACAGGAAGUCAAUGCCAGGAUCUCCGAGAGUGCCGAUGCCGUUAGCCAGUAUGCCGUGACCGUUCGUAGCCAGAUGACACCUAUGACCCAGGAUCUGCUGGCCAAGAUUUCCCAGGAAGCAGAGCAGCUGAAGGUACGCCUGCAGCAGGACCUGAGCUCUGUGCAGUCCCAGCUGGAGCCCUACAUCCAGGAACUCUCAUCCAACCUCCAGGAGCAGGUGGAGCAGCUGAAGAAGGAUGUGGCUCCCUACACUGACAUGGACUCCGAGGCUCUGAAAGCCACUCUGCUGCAGAAGAGCGAGGAGAUGAGGGCCGGUCUGGAGAAGAGCAUGAGGGAGAUGCAGGCCCAGCUGGAGCCCCAGGCUGAGGAGCUGAAGCAGAAAAUGGAACAGCACAUGCAGGAGUUCCAGAAGACCAUGAUCCCAAUGGCGGAGAACUUCCAAGACCAGCUGGCACAUAAAGGACAGGAGAUGCAGAAGCAGUUGGAUCCCUAUGCUGAGGAUCUGAAGGCCCAGCUGACCACCCUCUGGGAGUCUUUUGCUAAAAUCAGCCAGUAAGACAUUUUGUCUGCUGAGAUUCUCAAAUCCCAGUUACACAAUGGACUUGCAGAAUUGCUGUAAAAUAAUAUCUGAUAUGAAGUUUUUUUGAAAAUAUGUUGUUCUCAUAUAUUUAUCACUGUUGCUCAGUUUGUGUUUUUAAAGGAACUGAAAUAAAAUAUUGUCCACAACAGUA